This is a messenger RNA of Lactuca sativa (garden lettuce), 1096 nucleotides long. RefSeq lists its product as uncharacterized. The record is from RefSeq and is a predicted model, not a curated record. NCBI's taxonomy places the organism in Eukaryota, Viridiplantae, Streptophyta, Magnoliopsida, Asterales, Asteraceae.
UUGCUUCUUUCCGUUCGGCGCUUUGCUUUAUCAUGUGAUCAGUUUACAUUAUCCAUCCUUCUCUCUAUAUAUCUUCCCCUUUCGUCUUAGGUUUCAUCUUUACAAUUCAGAUCCAAGUUCGUGCAAUCACAAGUCCUAGUAAUAAUUCUUCUCACAAGGAGGGAAUUCCAUGCGGAUCGUUUGAACUGGAGCAAGAUCUUCACCACUUAAUUUAUUUGGUUACCUUUUCAAGAAAUGAGCAAAUGCACAGGCUGUGGGAAAUUAGAAAGAAUGUUAGUUCCAAGAGACAAUUUAUCAAGUGCUUAUCAAUACUCUCUUAUACUAGAUCCAGCUAUAUCCUUUUGGGAUUGUCUUAUUCGUAAGAUGAGAUAUUCUUUCACAUCUGAGUGGGUGUAGGAUAAAAAAAAAAGUUCACAUUUUUAGUACUAGAUAGAUACUACAUAAUAGCAAGUAAACAAGACACAACUAUAUAGAGAAUAGUUUUUUUUUUUUUUUGACAUAAGGUAAAUUAUAAAGCCAUGGAUAGUGGUAAAUCCGUUUCUGGUUUACGAAAGGGGAAGAAAAAGAAGGUGAAAGACGAAUUAGAUCGUAUCAAACAAGCAGAAAAGAAAAAGAGGAGAUUGGAGAAAGCCCUUGCCACCUCAGCAGCCAUUAUUUCAGAGCUUGAGAAGAAGAAACAGAAGAAGAAAGAAGAGCAACAGAGGCUGGAUCAAGAGUGUGCUGCCAUAGCUGAAGCUGUCGCGAUGCAGGUUUUGAGUGAAGAAGGCCCAGAUGAUGAUGCUACACGUGGCAGCAGCAGCCAUCAUCAAGGGUUUUACAGAAAUCGAAAUGAAGAAUUUGGGUGGAUUUUGAAUGCUCAUGGAGGAUCGAGAUGUGAAUGGAAUGGAUAUGGGCAUGGGUGUGGUGAUGACGUGUCAUCUGCAGUGGGACAGAUGGCUGCACAUGCUGUUUCAUCUCUUCGUAUUACAGAUGAUGAAGAUAUGAAUGCGUUUGUAUUUAAUAGAAUGGUGAGAGGUUGAGGGGUUGAAAUUGAAUGAACUCGUUUCAUAGAUAAUAAUGUUUUUACUUUUUAUGGUAUAUGUAUAUAUUUUUAUCA